Suricata suricatta (meerkat) is the source of this 1443-nucleotide messenger RNA. It is a transcript of the gene AQP11, whose product is annotated as aquaporin 11. Gene Ontology annotation, cellular component: membrane; cytoplasm. The record is from RefSeq and is a predicted model, not a curated record. Gene Ontology annotation, molecular function: channel activity. Bases 348 to 1166 code for a protein of 272 amino acids. Gene Ontology annotation, biological process: transmembrane transport. NCBI's taxonomy places the organism in Eukaryota, Metazoa, Chordata, Mammalia, Carnivora, Herpestidae. The transcript has 3 exons.
GCACCCUGCCGGAUCCGCGCUCGCUUCCAGUCCCUAAAGGAGGGGGCGGGGGAGCUUCCAUCUCCCACUGACCGUUAGCCCUUCAGCCAGUGCCUUAGUAGAGCUUCCCUUGCCGCCCUUCCUCUCCCCUCCUCCCCGAUCCAGGUCCCAACACCCUAGCUCCGAGCCGGGGAGGGGGGGAGGAGUCCUCCAGCGCGACGUCCAGGGCCCUCCUUCUGGCCUAGAGUAGGUCCGCCCCAGGGGCGUGAGGAGGGGGCGGGGUUGAGGACUCGGGGACUUCGGACUCCCGCCCCUAAACUGCCUUUGCCGGAGCCAAGCAGGCAGCCUAGUCUGGCCGGGAGCAAGCCAUGACCGCGCUGCGGGGCCUCUGGCCCGAGGUGCAGGACAGCUGCACCUCGCUGGGGCUUAUGCUGUUGCUCGUGUUGUUCAUGGGGCUGGCCCGCGUGGUCACCCGGCAGCAGCUGCACAGGUUCACGCUGACCCACACCUUCGUCUUGGAGUUUCUGGCCACCUUCCAACUCUGCUGCUGCACUCAUGAGCUGCAACUGCUGGGCGAGCAGGAACCCGCGCACCCCACCUGGCCACUGACGCUAGUCUACUUCUUCUCAUUGGUGCAUGGUCUGACUCUGGUGGGCACCUCUAGCAACCCGUGUGGCGUGAUGAUGCAGAUGUUGCUGGGGGGAAUGUCCCCCGAGACCGGUGCGGUUAGACUGCUGGCUCAGCUGUUUGGUGCCCUGUGCAGCAGGUACUGCGUAAGCGCCCUGUGGAGCCUGGGGCUGACCAAGUAUCACCUCGGCGAAAGGAGCUUCGCUUGCAGGAAUCCCAUUCAAGUGGACUUGCCCAAAGCGAUCAUCACGGAGGCCAUCUGCUCCUUUAUUUUCCACAGCGCCUUGCUGCACUUCCAGGAGGUCCGAACCAAGCUUCGUAUCCACCUGCUGGCAGCAAUCAUCACCUUUUUGGUCUAUGCAGGAGGAAGUCUAACAGGAGCUGUAUUUAAUCCAGCUUUGGCACUUUCACUACAUUUCAAGUGUUUUGAUGAAGCAUUCCUUCGAUUUUUUAUAGUAUAUUGGCUCGCUCCUUCUUUAGGUAUAUUGUUGAUGGUUUUGAUGUUCAGCUUUUUCCUUCCAUGGCUGUAUAACAACCAUACAAUUAAUAAAAAGGAAUAACUAUUCCAAAAGACUCAGACUAAGUUACAGGACAGUCAAGCUGGAGGUGAUGAAAGAUAUUAUCACUUCAUAUUCAACAUCCUGGCUGCACUGGACUCAUCAAUGUUUAGCUUCCUCUGAGGAGGCUGCCUUACAGUUUUCAUCACUGGAACUUAAAGAAAAAAUUACUGUGAAAAGGAGAUAUCCUGUGUUUCUCAGUUAAGACUUGUUCUUUUGAGUGUGUAUGAAAUACUGCUAGAAAAGACUCAUUCCAUUAAAUAUAAAUCUCAAGUGAUAA